Molecule: messenger RNA, 1750 nt
Organism: Peromyscus californicus insignis
Lineage: Eukaryota; Metazoa; Chordata; Mammalia; Rodentia; Cricetidae
Gene: Arl14
Product: ADP ribosylation factor like GTPase 14
Exons: 1
Coding region: 898-1476 (192 amino acids)
Biological process (GO): vesicle-mediated transport; intracellular protein transport
Cellular component (GO): cytoplasm
Molecular function (GO): GTPase activity; GTP binding
Source: RefSeq, a predicted model, not a curated record
UCCUGCUCUUCCUGAUGCCUUUCUCCAGUGCACCAGCCCCCAAGCCUCAGCUCUAUCCCACUGGGCAGUUAUCUCUCAUCUUCCACCCAUUUUCUGUCUUCUAGAACAUCUUCUGUGAAAAUCUCGCCCUCGGAUGGACUCUGAUAACUUUGCAAGUUCCUUUUUUCCUUUAUCAUCACUCUGGUGAAGUGCUGGGAAAGAGAAGAGAUAAAUACGCGUACUCAGUUUGCCGUCUUCAGUCAGUCUGUUUUAUUGAAAAGUGUAUGGGUAAAAAAUUUCCCCCGGGGUAAUUUGGUUUUGUGAAUAGUGUAAGUUCCCUGCCUGGAAGAUUCAAGAAGUGAUGCUCUGCUUAUGAGACUAAGGUUGGAGGGCUCAAAGUUUCCUACUCAGUAAUCUGGUAAGAGGAAGCAUUUAGACAGGAGAGGGAGAUAAACUCUGCAGAUGUUUAGACAGCCCUGACACUCAUUUACAACUGGAUAAGAUAGUUCUACAAAAAAAGUUUAGUUAAAGCAAAAGAUCGUGUUCGUUCCGCAGUGGUGGUCCUGGGAAUGUCCUAAUCUUUGAUUUCCUCCAAACUUUGGCACCUGAGAGAAUAAAGCCGCAGCACCAGGGCCACUCCUAAUGCAACUCACUCUCAAAGAAUGUCCCCUUUGAGCCACUGUGAUACCUGCUGGUUACUCCCAUAGAUUCCUCUGGAUUGGCUGCGACUGCAAAUAAAACACUGUUUGCCUGCAAUCAAGUCGAUAAGCUCCAAUAUAAACGAAGGCAGGCACCUGUUCUCAGGCGGCAACUGUGGCGUUCACUCUCUUUCUUCCUAAACGUUUUCAUGCAAGAACUGAGAAGGACCUAUUGUCUCUGGCCAGAAGAAGAAGAUCUUUAAGGAAGAAAAGGCCCAAAAUGGGGCUGCUGAACUCUAAAAAUCCCAAAGACAAGCAAGCCCACAUUCUCCUUCUGGGACUCGACUCGGCUGGGAAAUCUACUCUGCUUUACAGGUUAAAGCUUGCCGAGACUCUCACAACCAUCCCCACCAUCGGCUUCAACGUGGAAAUGGUCCAGCUGGCCAGCGGCCUCCCGCUCACCGUGUGGGACGUCGGAGGCCAGGAGAAGAUGCGGACGGUCUGGGACUGCUACUGUGAGAACGCAGACGGGCUGGUGUACGUGGUGGACUGCUCCGACGGCAAGCAGCGCCUCGAGGACUCCCGCAAAGAGCUCAAGCACAUUUUGCAGAACGAACACAUCAAAAACGCGCCGGUCGUCAUAUUAGCCAACAAGCAGGACUUGCCUGGAGCUCUGAGUGCCGAGGACAUCACCAGGAUGUUCAAGGUGAAGGAGCUGUGCAGCGACCGGAACUGGUACGUGCAGCCCUGCUGCGGAGUCACUGGAGAAGGGCUGGAUGACGGGUUCAGGAAAUUAACUGAGUUUGUGAAAAGCCACCUGAAGACAAGAGACACCUUAGCGUUCUUCAAGCAGAAAUGAGGCGGUGCGACCGUCCCAGCCUCUGAAAGACAGUGAUGAUGUGAAAAUGGGAAAUCUGUCUUAUUUCCCAUGUAAAGUGAGAAAGUGAAUUAUCGAGUUAGCCAACUUUUCUGGAGAUUCAUUGCACCCGGUCCCGCCAAAGAAGGAGCUUUAUAGCAAACUAUGGGGUCAUGGUCGUUGAGAUGGAAGAAUUUAUAUUUUGAAAAGGUUAAUAUGUUGGAUGAUUUGAAAGUCGUAUUUAGAACCAGAUAAAUGUUUAUUAAUUUUCUAUGAC